GUGGACAUGAACGGGCGGCAUCUUUAAACGGCAACCGUUUUUAUUGAAAUUCCUAGCAAAACGCAGGGGGCCUCCAAGUUCUCGCAUUGUCGAUUGAACUGUGCCUGAAGGCCGCUUUUUGGACAUCGAAACUCAAAUAGCCAGCGGCGGCGCCUCACCACCACCACCACCAUGUCUACCCUAAUCCGCAGGGCUGCUGAGAAACUCCGUCCCAAAUAUGUUCCUAAACUAUGCAAUUUGGAUCUCCCUAAAACCCGACAGUUUAGCACCCGGGCAGUACCUCCAUUAGAUGGAGCCAGCACCGGUCUCUACGGAUUCGACCACUUAAAAACUCCCAAAGGCUUUCAACGGUUCGUCGACGAAGCCAUCGAGAGGUCUGGGGAAUUGGUCAAUCGUAUUUCUAUGAUGCCUUCAUCAGCGGAAAUUAUCCAAGCCAUGGAUGAGAUUUCGGACACAGUUUGCUCUGUUGUUGAUUCUGCAGAACUUUGCAGACAUACUCAUCCAGACAGGGAAUUUGUUGAGGAGGCUAACAUGGCAUCAAUGAGGAUCAAUGAAUACCUACAUUAUCUUAAUACAAAUCAUACUUUAUAUGCUGCCGUGAAAAGAGCAGAGAAAGAUGGGCAUUUGCUUACAAAGGAGGCUCAUAGGGCUGCACACAACCUACGCAUUGAUUUUGAAAAGGGUGGAAUUCAUCUACCUUCUGAGAAAUUAGAUAGAGUGAAUCAGUUAAGCAUGAACAUUUUUCAACUCUCUAGGCAGUUUGGUGAAAAUAUAAGUACUGAUCCAGGUCAUGUGGAUAUAUAUCCGGUGUCCCGGAUACCAAAACAGAUACACCAUCUUCUUACUCCCAUUCAUCGCUUCACAUCUGGAACUUCUGGAGGAUCAACAGGAUCAUGGGGUAACAUGAAAGAAAAAGGAUUUCGGAUAAUAACAGAGCCACGAACUCUAGUUUCAGUUCUGCAUUGCGCAGCAGAUGAGGAGGUUAGGAAGAUGGCAUAUAUUCAAGGGAACUCUGUCCCACGUGCAAACCUCAAAGUUCUUGAUGAGCUUAUUGCUGCUCGCCAUGAGCUUGCUCAGAUAAUGGGUUAUAGAUCUUAUGCUGAAUUUACGGUGAAACAAAACUUGGCUUCGUCACCAGAAGUUGUGAUGUCUUUUCUCUGUGAAAUGAGUGAGAUGAUCAGGCCAAAAGCUGAUCAGGAGUUUGAGACAAUAAGAAAUUUUAAGAGAGAGAAAUGUGGUCAAAUAUGUAUUGAUCUAGAGCCAUGGGAUGAGGCAUACUAUACAGGGAUGAUGAAGUCUUGCGAUCAUAAUUUAGACUCUUCAAUAGUAGCAUCAUAUUUUCCUCUACGACAGUGUAUUGAAGGUUUAAAAGUACUAGUGAAGUCAUUAUUUGGUGCAACAUUUCAUAAUGUUCCAAUGGCACCAGGUGAAUCAUGGCACCCGGAGGUUCUUAAAAUGUCUCUUCAUCAUCCUGAAGAGGGUGAUUUGGGAUAUCUAUACCUGGAUUUGUACUCCAGGAAGGGCAAAUAUCCAGGUUGUGCUAACUUUGCAAUUAAAGGAGGACGGCGGAUUUCUGAAACAGAAUAUCAGCUUCCUGUUGUGGCCCUUGUUUGCAAUUUUCCAGGAUCAAAUAGUUCAAAUCUGAGGCUUAAUCACUGGGAAGUGGAAACUCUUUUUCAUGAGUUUGGACAUGCUCUUCAUUCCUUGCUCUCAAGAACGGAUUUUCAACAUUUUUCAGGUACUAGGGUGGUUCUUGACUUUGCUGAAACUCCUUCAAACCUGUUUGAGUACUAUGCCUGGGAUUACCGGGUCUUGAGAACAUUUGCCAAGCACUAUUCAACUGGUGAAAUAAUACCUGAGGAGUUGGUGAAGUCGAUGCAAGGUGCUAGAGAUAUGUUUGCUGCAACUGAAUUGCAACGCCAGGUUUUCUAUGCUUUGGUCGACCAAACUCUUUUUGGAGAACAGCAAGCCUCUUGUAGGGAUACAAGUUCUAUUGUUGCAGAUCUUAAAACGCAGUAUACCAGUUGGAAGCAUGUGGAGAGUACACACUGGCAGAUCAGGUUCAGUCAUCUUGUAAAUUAUGGUGCAGGUUACUAUAGCUACUUGUAUGCUAGAUGUUUUGCUGCAACCAUAUGGAAGAAGUUAUGCCAGGAAGAUCCACUUUCAUCAAGCACAGGAACUUGUCUGAGAACAAAGUUAUUGCAGCAUGGUGGGGCCAAAGAACCCAGUGAAAUGUUGAAUGAUCUCGUAGGAGAAGGGAUUGUUAGAUAUUGCAACUCAGGAAUAGUUCCUGACAUGACGGCCUUUACGGAUGAGUUGAGCCUAGUAGAAGAUCAGCGUCUGCAACUCCGCUUGUAAUCAACCAAAUGUCAGAAGCCAAUUUUAGGAUAAUGGCGAGAUGGGUAUCAUUUAGGUAAAUCUUGUUCUAAAAGGCCUCGUUAAUAUGAGGCGAGCAUCAUUUGCCAAUACUCCCAAUAACUGGGAGUGUUGUUUUAAUUUAAAGCCAUGGCCCACUUCAGAAUCUAUCCUAACCCAGGAAUCGGUUACUUGUGGGCAUCUGACUUGUGUAUUCGUUGUAGAGAGUUAAAUGCUUGAAGAGAGAGAGCUUGACUUGAUCACCGUGUAUUUCCUUGUGUUCUAAGUAUUGAGUUAGCCCAUUCGUCAGGC
Manihot esculenta (cassava) is the source of this 2667-nucleotide messenger RNA. RefSeq names its product mitochondrial intermediate peptidase, mitochondrial. Gene Ontology annotation, biological process: peptide metabolic process; proteolysis. The record is from RefSeq and is a predicted model, not a curated record. The transcript is spliced from 17 exons. Gene Ontology annotation, molecular function: metalloendopeptidase activity. The coding region runs from base 172 to 2358 and encodes 728 amino acids. Lineage: Eukaryota; Viridiplantae; Streptophyta; Magnoliopsida; Malpighiales; Euphorbiaceae.